This is a messenger RNA of Folsomia candida, 792 nucleotides long. RefSeq lists its product as uncharacterized. The transcript is spliced from 2 exons. Bases 14 to 643 code for a protein of 209 amino acids. NCBI's taxonomy places the organism in Eukaryota, Metazoa, Arthropoda, Collembola, Entomobryomorpha, Isotomidae. The record is from RefSeq and is a predicted model, not a curated record.
AAUUACCGCUAUCAUGAUGCCUGGAAGUUUCCGAAAAAUGCUCAUUCUGGCCCUAUCGAUUGCCACAUGUUCCGCAUUCAUCCAGGAAAUAUCGCUGUAUACCGGAACAGAUUGUACUGGAGGAGCUAUCACUUUCCAAACCAAGGAAGCUCAAUUGACUAAUUGGGAGUUCUUCCUACCCUCCAUAAAUUCUGUGAAAGUGCAUGGAUGGUGGGUAUUGUAUUCUGGGGCCAAUUUUAACACAUAUCUGAAUAGUUAUAGUUAUCGUCCAACAUUCGUGUGCAUUAAUUCAACUCACCCAAAAACAUCACGGUCUCUCCGGCACCUAGGACCAUCACAAACUGACACACUGUCCCUCUCUGUCUAUGAAAGUGGUAGUUGGGUAGGAAGAGAACUAAUUAUCACAGCUCCAGCUGCAACUAAUUUUGGGUUCGUCGCCACCUACGGGGUUGCAUCCGACUACUCCAGUUGGACAUUGUACACAAACGCAGAUUUUACAGGAGCUUCAGUUUGUGUGGCUGGUAAUGGCGGUCUCGUUUCUAGAACCUUUACAUUUAGAUCGGCAACAUCAGGAUGCAACAAGGACUAUAAGCUUCGUGGCACUAAAACUAUCACAGAUGUAUCAAAGUUCUACUACUUUUAAGCAAUAAUGCUGCAGAUGUACGGGUUUGGUAUUACAAAAUUGUUUAGUUUACAACUAGUUUACUGUUUUGCAAAUUGACUAUUAGGUUCAAUUAUGACUAGCUAAUGUAAUGUUCGCGCAUAUUGGAGACUUUGCUUUUAAUAAAUUAU